CUUCCCUCGUGUGCUGAUCGAGCUCGCGUUGCCGAUCGAGCUGGCCGAUCGACCGCGGUGCCUUGAGAAAUUAAGCUGGGCACGUGCUUCCCUCGUGUGCUGAUCGAGCUCGCGUUGCGCGAUCCAGCUGGUCGAUCGAACGCGGCGUCUUGAGAAUAGUACGUUAGCGCAUGCCCCGGAAGUAUGGGUAGACACUCGAAGAAACGACGUCAGCUUGCCGUCACUACUCCGAAGCCAUCGUCAGUACGAGCUGAAGUCCUGCCUCCCACGGCGACUUCAGCUGCUGGUACUGCUUCGGGUGGCCAGCAGCCGCGCAAGCGCAAGAAGAGGAAACCGAAACGCCGCCGAAGAAGAAACGAAGAGCCAAUCCUUGGCGAAAUCACGCACCUGAACCCCAUCCGGCAGUAUGGGAUCAUCAAUGAGGAGCACUACUUCAGGCUGAGCCUGGCACCGGGCGAGCACUUGACCGUGUCCACCAAGGUGCUCUUCCGCCUCCAUGCCACCAGCCGGCAAGUUAGAGAGCUGUCGGUGCUACCCGAGCCACCGCCUUCCAGCAUUGUGGCCAAGGUUACAAAACUGGGCGACCACUGCCUCCACCUCCUGGACGUCGCCAGACCUGUUCAGCUGUCGGCAGGGUAUGAGCCAGACUUUGAGGUGUGCUCGGGUGAUUGGGUGCGCCUGCACCUUGACAAAGUGACUGGCAGUGCAACUGCAGUUGAAGCUUUGCGAUCGAAGCACAUUAUAGGACAGGUGACCCGCCUCACAUCUACAGGUGGCAUCAUUGAACAGCAGAUAGCGUUCUCAACGGACCAGUGGCCAACUGAUGCAGCAAGAUUGAAAGCUGGGCUGCAAGUCGCAGUUCAUGCCAUCGAAAGUGACCAGGGCAGCCUUGCAUGGCGGGCUGUGUCACUGGAGGUGUAUGAUGAGAAGGCAGUGCCGUCCAGCCCAUCCUGCCACAAUGGUAUCAUUGCAAGCAAGCUCUGUCAUAUCCCCGAUGGCCUUGAUGUUCCAAAGGAAGUUGACUUUGGCGAAAUUAGUCCUGGGGAGAGCCACUCUUUGCAGCUUUGCAUCACGAAUGCGACGGACAGGCCACACCUGCUGGUUUCAUGCAAGUUUAAUUCUGCAGCCAAGCAAGUGGCACUAGCUAAAGCCUUUCAGCCCUACUUGAUUGCAUCAGGUGACAAGUACAACUUGGAUCUUGUGUGUAAAGCCAGCGAACUAGGCACAAGCAACGAGAAAAUAGAGCUGGAAUUUGAGGAAGGCUUCUUCAUCCAGUGUGUUGCCACUGUAAGAGUGGUGGACCCUUUGGAGGCAAAGCUGGCACCAUCGAGCAAGGCUUCAUCUGUAAAAAAAUUGCAGACCAUCAGUCGAGCAUUCCAGGAACAGCUUUGGACUGUGCCUGGCGAGCGAUGUCCCAUGCGCCAGGCAAAGCUUCCUGAAGGGUUGCCUCACUUUCCAGUGAACCCAGCAUUCUGGAAGAUGACAACUCGAGAACUAGAGAGGUUCGUCAGUGGAUUGCUUCGCCAGCCUCUGUGUCCCGAAAACUAUGUAGAGAAACUUCAGCUGCUGUUGCACCUGGAGGAAGUGCAGCUGAGCCGUGAUCUGGAGGAGCGAGUCCUCUGCCCUGCCCCUCUGCGCAUUGAUGGCUGCCUCGCUCGGCUAAACCUCAGCUCAUGGCUGGAAGAGGCCCAGUUCCCGCCCCGGGUGGGUGAUAGAGUGUUGCUGCAGCCAGCAGAUGCCCCCAGUGUCCAGCUCAAUUUCGAAGGCUUCGUGCACCAGGUCAUGUCUGAUGAGGCCAUUCUGAGAGUGAGUCCUGCCUUUCAUGAAGAGAUGGUGAAAAAUCCAGGGCAGACGUGGGAGUUGCGUUUCCAACUCAACCGCACCCCCUUGCGACGCUGCCACCUGGCUGUACGAAUCUCGCGGCCUCUGAUUCGUUCCUUGCUGUUUCCCAAGAAACAACCACAGACAGUGACGAGGAAGUGGCCCCUGAAACUGGUCAAUGAGCAGCUCAACGAGUUGCAGCAGGAGGCAGUCAACCGGAUCAUGGUCGCAUCCAAGUGUUCCUUGCCGUACGUUGUUUGGGGACCUCCCGGCACUGGGAAGACUGUCACUCUCGUUGAGGCCAUCCUGCAGGUGUUCUUGAACAUAGAGCACAGCCGAGUGAUAGCAUGUGCACCAUCAAACAGUGCGGCAGACCUUCUGGCGGAGAAGCUAUGGACGUCUGGCAAACUGGUAUCCUCAGACAUAGUGCGCCUCUUGGGUUUCCAGAGGGACGUCGAUGCCGUCCCACCUCGUAUCAAGCACAUAUGUGUGAAUACGGGUAACUUGAAGAAGGCAGCCCGUCACCGAAUCGUUGUGGCCACAGUGGCCACUGCAGGUGCUCUGUAUGGUCUGGGGCUUCCACCCGAUCACUUCACCCAUGGCUUCUUGGAUGAGGCAGGACAAGCAACUGAGCCUGAGACCUUAGUAGUGAUGGGCUUGGUGUGCCUGGCUGGAGGAAGCCUCAUUCUAGGUGGAGACCCCAUGCAGCUGGGGCCGGUGGUACGGUCACGGCUGGCAGUCAAGGGAGGCCUCGGGGAAUCCCUGCUUCACCGACUCCUCCUCGGCAGCAGUGGCAUGAGCCAACCAAAGCAGCUGAAUUGUCUGCCUCUCACACGGCUCAGAAACAGCUAUCGUUGCACACAGUCCCUGCUGGAGCCAUACUCCAAGCUCUUCUACGAUAGCCAGCUUCUGAGCUGUGUGGGCAAACAAGAUCGAGGUGCCCUGCCCGACUUCCCAGUGUUCUUUCACGGCGUGCGGGGCUGUGCACAGAAGGAAGGCAGCUGCCCUUCUUGGUUCAACCCAUCAGAAGUGGUGCAAGUGACACGCUACCUUCAACGAGCGUUUGGCCCUUGGGGCCUGCUGCCCGAGCAAGUGGGCGUGGUCACGCCAUAUCGCAAGCAGGCACAGAAGCUGCGUUGCCUCAUGGACUCCCUCGAUCUGCCCCACUGCAAGCUUGGUUCGGCCGAGGAGUUUCAGGGACAGGAACGCAGCCUUAUCAUUGUCUCUACGGUUCGAGGGAGUGAGGCAAUGUCGGCAAACAGCAGCAUCCAAAACCUGGAUUUCAUCUUCUGUGCCAGGCGCUUCAAUGUGGCCAUCAGUCGAGCCAGUGCCAUGCUUGUGGUUGUGGGCAACCCUGAUGUGCUCACACUGGAUGCAAAUUGGAAGUCUCUAAUGGACUACUGCUCGUCACACAAGACUUGUUACGGUCUAGCUGCUGAACCAGUUGAAACACCACGUUGAAGUGCCGCAGACCAAUGGCCUAAUGAAAUGUGCAUUGCUGUGAUAAUUAAGUGAUUCGAAGUGUAGCAUGAUUUUUGGUAGUCUUUAAUACUAAUAUUAUUCGUGUGUAUGAUAGUGAUUCGUAGUGUAGCAUGAUUUUUGUUAGUCUUUAAUAAUAUUAUUUACGUGUAUGAUGGUAAGUGAUUCGAAGUGUAGCAUAAUUUUUGUUAGUCUUUAAUAAUAUUAUUUGUGUGUAUGAUGGAAAUCUGGGCCCGCAAUCAUUUUAAUAAAUGACAUGCCACAUAAUCCACAUCAUCACCGUGUAUCACAUUGCCAUUCUUUUACUGUUCCAGAAUAUAUUUCCUUUGACGUGUUAUAUUCAAGUGAAUAUGUGGGGAUUUAAUUGUGACGAUUUCUCGCUUCAUAAUGAUAGUGUGCUUGCAGUUUAAGCACACCUUAUAAGUAUAGAAAAUUGUAGACUUCUUUGAUUGCUGCUUCAAUAAGGCUUCGACUGGAGCUAGUUAGUAUGACAUCGUUCUGUUUAGAAGAAACUGCGCAUGUGUGUCAGUUUCAUUUAUUUUGUCUGUUGUGUAACAGAAUAGCGCAGUAAACAGAAUGAUUAUUGCUUGUAUAGUAUGUUCAAUAUUGCUGAUUUCAGCAUCUCAGUUUUGUACUUUUUACACUAGUUUCCAGAUGGAUUGUUCUGUUUCCCUAAUUGGGGGAAGUGUUCCCUUGAAAAUCGCUGUGGACUGAAGACUGUAAGAGACGUUGAAAAGCUGUGCUCGCUUCUUUGCUGUGGCUCAAGAACAUUGUGAUCCAAUUCAUGGCAAUGCAAUGAUAGAACUGGCAACUGUUUUGCAAGCAUGAUGUGUACCUGAGGUUUCCUGCACUAUUUUAUCAGUUGACAUUCAACAUUGCACGUUGAGCCAUGCAAUAUAUUUAUUUUGUAAUAGAUAAGCUAGAUUGUGAGAAAUAAAAGUGGUUUUUAUAUCUCUAA
Messenger RNA from Dermacentor silvarum, 4258 nucleotides. Its product is annotated as putative helicase MOV-10. Lineage: Eukaryota; Metazoa; Arthropoda; Arachnida; Ixodida; Ixodidae. Gene Ontology annotation, molecular function: helicase activity. The record is from RefSeq and is a predicted model, not a curated record. The transcript has 19 exons. Bases 184 to 3282 code for a protein of 1032 amino acids.